Molecule: messenger RNA, 1964 nt
Organism: Andrographis paniculata
Lineage: Eukaryota; Viridiplantae; Streptophyta; Magnoliopsida; Lamiales; Acanthaceae
Exons: 6
Coding region: 262-1764 (500 amino acids)
Cellular component (GO): chloroplast envelope
Molecular function (GO): catalytic activity
Source: RefSeq, a predicted model, not a curated record
AGUAAUGAAAACACGGACGAAGAAAGAACAUAAGGGAAAGUCGUGUUUAGCCUCCGGCAAUUCCAACGACUCAUGUUUUCGGGAAGUCACGACUGUAGUCUUUACAGUCCAAUGAUUUGCUGAAAACUGCGAGGUUGUUAACGCCAUAACUGCGGAGCAUUUCCAGUGAGCUCAUUCCAUUGAUUAUCCAGGCAAUUCUGCCGUUUUUGCCCGGGAAUUUGCCGAAUCUGCGUGUGUUUUGGAGUGGUGAGGUUUUUAUAAAUGAGUAUUUGUGUUUGCCAUGGCAAUCGACUCCUAUUUGUUCCCGUCGUACUUCCGAAACCACUUGUAUUUUCGCAAAAUCGAAAUCUUGUAGCUCAAUUGAGCGUUGAGGAUGCCGCGAAACGGAAUCCGUCUCGGUUUUCUGGUUCAAUUUUUUCUGUUGAACGCUCUGGGAAACAUGAAUUUCUAGUUAGAGCUGCUGCUUCUUCUCCUUCUGCUCCCCUCGAUGGAGACUCUGAGGAGCUACAGGGAGCUAGGCCGGAGACAAAAACUAAAAGAAUAGCCGGCACAGAUCAGGAAGAAAUUGAAGAUCCGGUCCUUCUAUCCGAUCCCGAUAGUUGUUUUUGUGAGUUCAAUGGGGUGAAAAUCCACCACAAGAUUUUCGACUCAGAAUCAUCAGCUCUGGAUAGUGUGAAACAAGGAUCAGCAUCAAAAUGCACUGAGCCUACCAAAAGGAUCAAUUAUCCUAUGAUUCUAUUACAUGGCUUUGGAGCCUCUCUCUUUUCGUGGCACCGAGUGAUGAAACCCUUAGCUCGGAUCACUGGCUCAAAAGUUCUUGCAUUUGAUAGACCAGCCUUUGGAUUGACAUCAAGGGUAGAUGCAAUCAACCAUUCAUUUGAUGGUAAAAAGGACUCCAGACCCUUGAAUCCAUACUCGAUGCCGUUCUCUAUACAGGCUACGCAUUACUUCAUCAACACCUUAGCUGCUGAAAAGGCUAUCCUCGUGGGACACUCAGCUGGUGCCCUUGUAGCAGUAAAUGCGUAUUUCCACGCCCCCGAACGUGUAGCAGCUCUGAUCCUUGUUUGCCCUGCAAUUUUCGCUCCGUUUCCUUGGCAGAAAACUGUCAAAAAGGAGCAAACUGGAGGCAACAGUGAGAUACAAGAGAAUGAUUCAUAUUCAACUACCAGUGGGAAUCUGUUUUCCAUAUUAUGCAGCCUAUUGUUAAAGAUGGUUAAGUAUGUCGCACAGGCUAUAGUAAAUACGGUGAAAGGCAUGGCUAAUGUGAUCGAUUCCCUUUACAAGAAAGUUUUAUCCAAUAUCCUGCGGUCUGCAAUUGGUGUUACACUGAUAAGGAUGUUCAUUGAUAGAUGUGGCGUGUCCAUCAUUCGCUCUGCGUGGUACAAUUCUAACCAGUUUUCAGAUUAUAUAUUACAAGGCUACACCAAGCCGCUAAAAAUCAAGGGCUGGGACAAGGCUCUAUUGGAAUUCACAGUGGCUACACUAACAGAUUCUGACUCUCAAGCAAAACCAUCUAUAACAGAACGUCUGAACGAAAUUUCUUGCCCGGUUUUGAUUGUAACUGGUGAUACCGAUCGAAUAGUACCUGCUUGGAACUCUCAAAGACUUUCGCAAGCCAUUCCGGGAUCUUCCUUUGUAGAAAUCAAGAAAUGUGGCCACUUGCCCCAGGAAGAAAAGCCUGAAGAGUUCUUGUCGAGUAUUGAUAAAUUCUUGCGAGCAGCGUUUGGUGUCUCGGAAGAGCCACUCCUCCAACCUGCAACUUAAGGUUCAUUUCACUUCAUGUAAUGUUAUUAUUUGUGAUAAAACACAUGCUGAUUAGGUUAUCAGAAUCGAAUGAGUUAAAAGGGCUCUUGUAUGCCGGCUAGAACUAACAACUUCAUUUGCUUAACGAUGUAAAUUCCCGGCAUGAUGUAACAUGGCUUGUUCCCAAUUUAUACAGAUUUUUUGCUAUGAAGAAUACACAA